Messenger RNA from Callithrix jacchus (white-tufted-ear marmoset), 4442 nucleotides. RefSeq names its product quiescin sulfhydryl oxidase 2 (gene QSOX2). Gene Ontology annotation, cellular component: Golgi membrane. Gene Ontology annotation, biological process: protein folding. Lineage: Eukaryota; Metazoa; Chordata; Mammalia; Primates; Cebidae. Gene Ontology annotation, molecular function: protein disulfide isomerase activity; flavin-dependent sulfhydryl oxidase activity. The record is from RefSeq and is a predicted model, not a curated record.
AGCGACGGUGAUUGCCAGGGUGAAAGUUCAGCGCGCCGGCGGCACUUCCAACAUGGCGGCGUCCGGAGCGGCGGUGGCGCGCUGCCCGCGAGUCGGAGCGGGUCCUGCGCCGGGAGCCCGACGUUCGCCCCCGCCGCGGGCCGCAGGGCUGCCGCGGCUGCUAGUACUGCUGGCGGCUGCAACGGCAGGGCCGGGCACGGGCGGUGCGGCGCGGUUGUAUCGCGCGGGCGAGGACGCCGUGUGGGUGCUGGACAGCGGCAGCGUGCGCGGGGCCACCGCCAACAGCUCGGCCGCGUGGCUCGUGCAGUUCUACUCGUCGUGGUGUGGCCACUGCGUCGGCUACGCGCCCACCUGGCGGGCCCUGGCCGGGGACGUGCGAGACUGGGCUAGCGCCAUCCGCGUCGCCGCUCUUGACUGCAUGGAAGACAAGAACCAGGCCGUGUGCCAUGACUACGACAUCCACUUCUACCCCACCUUCCGGUAUUUUAAAGCAUUUACAAAGGAGUUUACAACGGGAGAAACUUUUAAAGGACCUGACCGCGAGCUUCGAACAGUCAGACAGACCAUGAUUGACUUCCUGCAGAACCACACGGAGGGGAGCUGGCCCCCCGCCUGCCCGCCCCUGAACCCCAUCCAGCCCAGUGAUGUUCUUUCUCUCAUUGACCACCGUGGCAGCCAUUACGUGGCUAUUGUCUUUGAAAGCAACAGUUCCUACCUUGGACGAGAGGUGAUCCUAGACCUGAUCCCAUAUGAAAACAUCGUGGUCACUCGAGCGCUGGACGGGGACAAAGCGUUUCUGGAGAAACUCGGGGUUUCUUCAGUUCCCUCGUGUUUCCUGAUCCACCCAAAUGGGUCAUGUGGAUUGAUUAACGUCGCGAAGCCUUUUCGGGCCUUCUUUUCCUCUUAUUUGAAGUCAUUGCCGGAUGUGAGGAAAAAACCACUUUCCUUGCCUGAAAAGCCAAACAAAGAAGAAAAUUCAGAAGUCGUGGUUUGGAGGGAAUUUGACAAGUCGAAGCUGUACACAGCGGACCUGGAGUCGGGUCUGCACUACCUCCUGCGGGUAGAGCUGGCGGCCCACAGGUCCUUGGCCGGAGCGGAGCUGAAGACGCUCAAGGACUUUGUGACUGUUGUGGCAAAGCUGUUCCCCGGACGGCCACCAGUCAGGAAGCUAUUGGAGACGCUGCAGGAGUGGCUGGCCAGCCUUCCCCUGGACAGGAUCCCCUACAACGCCGUGCUGGACCUGGUCAACAACAAGAUGCGGAUUUCUGGAAUAUUCCUUACUAAUCACAUAAAGUGGGUUGGAUGUCAAGGAAGCCGACCUCAGUUGAGGGGUUACCCAUGUUCUCUCUGGAAACUGUUCCACACUUUGACUGUUCAAGCCUCGGCCCACCCAGACACACUGGUUGGCACAGGCUUUGAAGAUGACCCCCAGGCUGUGCUGCAGACGGUGAGGAGGUACAUUCGCACCUUCUUUGGGUGUAAGGAGUGUGGUGAGCACUUUGAGGAAAUGGCUAAAGAAUCCAUGGAUUCAGUGAAAACCCCAGACCAAGCCAUCCUCUGGCUUUGGAGGAAGCAUAAUGUGGUGAAUGGCCGCCUGGCAGGCCAUCCGAGUGAGGAUCCGAGAUUUCCAAAGCUUCAGUGGCCCACUCCAGACCUCUGCCCAGCCUGCCAUGAGGAAAUGAAGGGCCUGGACAGCUGGGAUGAAGGCCACGUGCUCACAUUCUUGAAGCAGCACUAUAGCCGUGACAACCUCUUAGACACUUAUUCCGCAGACCAGGGGGAUUCUGGUGAAGGAGGACCCCUGGCCAGAGGUGAAGAAGAGGAAAAACGACUCAUUCCCCCAGAUAAGUCUCAUGGAGACCAAGACGCCCAGAGCGUUCGUCCACCCAGUGUACUGGGCCCCAGGCCCGCCCUUCCGGAGAGCUUGCGCCACAGGCUGGACGUGAGACUGCAGAGUCUGGAUGGGCCCAAGGUCCACAAGCAGGUGGAGGUGGCCGUGCCCUUCCUUGGGGUCGGCUUCUCCAGCCUGGACAUGAGUCUCUGUGUGGUGCUGUAUGUGGCUUCGUCCCUGUUCCUCAUGGUGAUGUACUUCUUCUUCCGGGUGAGGUCCAGGCGGUGGAAGGUCAAAUACCACCACCCGGCUGUGUGAGUGCCCUUGGAGAGGCGGCCCCGCCCCGUGCCACCUGCAGCUUUUAAUACUGGAUCAGGGAUUUUACACGCGGGCCUGGUUUCACAUCCGAUGACACCUUUUGGCUUCUGAGUCCUCGUUUUACAAACACUCUUCUGACAAGGGAAGAGGUGGGGUAAUUGUGUGGGGGUGUUCGAAUUCCCGGCGUACUCAAGUCUGUUCAUACGCCCUUCACAGGUUCUACGGCAAAAAGACUUCUAUGUUUCCUCUAAAAGAGGGUGAGGAGUCCAGGCCAAAUAAUGUUCCCCACACACUUUAAUCUCAAGUUUCCUGGACUCCAUCUCAUCCUGCAAGACCUUGUUUUCCCCACCCCUCCAGGCUGCCCAGUGUUCUCCUUCAGCCAGGCGGGGGCAGAGCAGAGCCGGAAGUGCAGGCGGCCUCUGUGCCCCUCCAAGCAAGUGUGGCUCCAGUGACAUCCAGUGUGCUUUCCACGGCUUCCCUAGGGAAGGGUUCCUGAGGGCUUUCUGCGCUCCUGCAGGUGUUUUCACUGUAGUUGUGGGGAUUUGAACAGGGGAGGAGCCGAGGAAUUUCGUGGCUGUGCUGCAUUUCAGAAGAUAACCCCCAGAGGCCUUGUGCCGUGGACUUGGGGAUGGGAAGGAUGGUGGCUUAUUUAACUCUCAGAGGCAGCACCUAUGUUUGUUUAUCUGGUGACAAGAGAGAGACAUGUAAAUGGGGGCCAUUUGGUCACCUGGUCCCCAGAGGGCAGCUCUGGGUUCAGCGGGCAGGUGGUGCUCAGAGCAGAGGGCCCAACGGGUGGGGAGGAGAGUGGUCUGCCCUUGGGAGCACAGGCCCCAGGGAGACUUCUAAAGCCCCCUCUGUGGUCUGCUCUUCACCCAACACCACAGAGGCCUGCAGGUCCCAGCCACACACGUGUACCUCGCCCUGGGCCCAUGGAGGGGGUAGGGUGGCAGGCGCUGCAGGUCCCAGCCACACAUGCACCUCGCUCUAGGCCCAUGGAGGGGCAGGGGUGGCAGGCGCCUGUGCCAGGUUUCCUUUGCCUGAAGCUGCUUUGGGAAGGAUCUCCACACAGGCACUGGUUUCCCAAGCUUUGGUCAUGAUUUCUUUUACCAUUUAAUAAUUUUAAACAUUGUUUUAAACCCAAAACGUUUAGUGGUCACUUACCUCUGAAGAUUUAAACAAAAAAAAUACACUAUUUUGGGGAACAUUUAUAUUGAGCUUCUUUGUGGCUGUUGGUGUGUCUCACAGGCUCAAUUUGAUUUGGCUGAAGUAGGCUCAGAUGUGUGUGUGUGACCAUCUGUGUGUUGCGCAUCUCUGACAGUUGUAAAUAUUUCUUCUGCUUUGCCUCCUUGGUGUUGUGUACUCAUGUGUUUACUAACUGUGGCGGAUCACAUGGUGUAUUCGUAAGACCACCGUAAUACUGAUGUUAUUGUUGCAGCUUGAGGAACACGGUCAGCAGCUGAUUCCUUAAACAGCUGUCACAGGACGGCUGUGCUAAGGAUGCCACCCAGAGCCCCGUAGCUGGUGGGAGAGGUGUCUGAUGCCUUGGCCCCUGGCUUCACGGCUCACGUGAGCAUUUCUUCUGGUUUCGCACUUUUAACCCGUCUGUGCUUGGACAGCCAUGACGUUGCCUUCAUUGCUGGUUAGAGGCCUGGGUUAUUGAAGACACCAAAGUGUUUCUCUUUCAGCUUGAAAACCAGGUGGGUCUACUCAUGAGUUUCAGUGUAUUUGCCUUUGAACCCUUAACUAACCUGACUUUUGGCUAGUGUUGAAUGUCUUUAGCUGGGGUGACCUGGGACAGCGUUAGGGUUACCGUCUCCAGCUUCAGCCUUUCCAGAAACCCACGUGGAGCACAGUGUGGCUGCAGAUUCAUCAUCCUAUUGCUGUCUGGGAUCACCACUGUUUGGGGGACAAGCUUGCGACCUGCUGAGGGGCAGGGUUUUCAGCAGUGUCAGUGGUGGGGAUCUGAGCCGCUGUGGAGGUGGCCCCAGGGGUCACAUGUCCAUGCUCUAACACACCUCGUGUGACCACUCAGAGCUGGAUGCCACCUUUAGGCAAGGUUUAGAGUCUAUUUUCUCAAGUUUUAAGUAUUUUAAGAGGUAUUGAGACUAAUGAAUAUGAUAGUUCAGUAAUUUAAAUGUUUAUUUAUUUUUAACGGAAGGAUUUUUAUUAAAAAUAAGCUAAUUGACAUGGAAAUGUCAGUGAAAUUUCUUACCUGCAAGGAAAGUGAACAUUUUGUAUUUAAGUAAACUAUAAUGUGCACAUUUUAUGAAUAAAGGAAUCCGACAUUUGAAAA